Miscanthus lutarioriparius is the source of this 1008-nucleotide messenger RNA. Lineage: Eukaryota; Viridiplantae; Streptophyta; Magnoliopsida; Poales; Poaceae. The record is from the annotation of a GenBank genome assembly.
AUGGCAUCUCUGCAAGAAUCCAAUUCCCUGUGCUUGAAGCGGAAGCUUGUUGAUGACUGCCUGUCAAAAGACUGCAAAUCUCGCCGUGUCAAAUCUGAGAAUGGGCCCUCAUGCGAUUCAUCAUUUGCUAAACACUGCAACUGUUGCUGCACUCGACCUAACCUUGCCAAUGAUUGUGUCAAUUUUCUGAAGAGUGGAGCGCCAUGCCGUGUCAUGUAUUACAAAAAGGGUUCGUGGCACAAUUUUCCAGAGCAAAUAAUGAAGUCCCUCAUCGGUGAAUUCAAAGGAAAUAAAUCAAGUGUUGUGUCUGUGGUGGAUGAUGAACCAAUUCUUGUUGAUUUCUUGUCAAUGACCCUGGUCAACCUAAAAACCAGAAAACAGCGGUCUGUUGCCUGGUUUGAUGACACUGGCAAGCGUUUCUUUCCUUCUUUGUUCUUUGAUGAGGAAAGUGAUGAAAUGGCCAAACAGGAUUCUGGCAAUGUUGAUAGCACUGCACAGGGAAUAAUGUUAGAUAAGGUCGCGAAUUCUCCACCUGAAGUGGUCAAGCAAGUAGUUCUUGAAUCUAAUCCCCCAGUCCCUCAAAAACCUUCGACUGUGGAUGUCUUGCGCAAGAAGAUCACAUCUGUCGAAAGAGGCAGCGAAGGUUUUCUGUUUGUCCAGAACCUUUUUCUCUCUGGUAUGAGUCCGUUUGCAACAUCGAAUAACAUACUUCAUGUCCACCGCUACUCUCCAAACGAUAUCACGGCACAAUGUAGAUUUGAAGCUUUUGAAAGACAGAUGAAGUCAACUAAAGAAGCACGUGGUGAUGCAAAUGUUAAGUAUGGAUGGCUAGGAUCUAGGAAGAGUGACAUAGUUAGGAUUCUUAUUAAUGGUUUGGGUACCACUGCAAAUCCUGUUGAGAAAGCAGGUUUGAGUGCUGGUGUAUAUCUUUCACCAGAAAACCGAGCCUUUACCAGGUGUGUUCUCCUUAACCCUGUUUUUGUGAUUACUGUUUUUGUAUUUGCUUAA